This is a messenger RNA of Haliotis rubra (blacklip abalone), 3862 nucleotides long. Its product is annotated as thioredoxin-related transmembrane protein 1-like. The transcript has 8 exons. NCBI's taxonomy places the organism in Eukaryota, Metazoa, Mollusca, Gastropoda, Lepetellida, Haliotidae. Bases 77 to 874 code for a protein of 265 amino acids. The record is from RefSeq and is a predicted model, not a curated record.
UUUAUCCUGGCGGGCGGAACAAAUCGUCAAGGGACGCAACCUGACCGUGCACCUGUUUGUGACCAAACUUUUAAACAUGGAUGAGGGGAACGUUCUGAAAGUUUUCCUGCUUUUCUGCAUGUGCAGCCUUGUUUACGGCAAGACAGCAGACAAGCCGAUAGAACUUACCGAGGACAACUGGAAGGAUAUAUUGGAAGGAGAAUGGAUGGUGGAAUUCAUGGCGCCGUGGUGUCCUGCAUGCAGGUCCUUUAAGGACACAUGGGAGAGUUUUGCCAAAUGGGGCAAGGAUCUUGACGUACAUGUUGGCAUAAUCGACGUCACUGAGAACCCAGGUCUGAGUGGUCGUUUUUUUGUGACAGCACUACCUACUCUCUAUCAUGUCCGAGAUGGAGUGUUCCGCCAGUAUCACGGUUCAAGGAAAGAGUCCGACCUCAUCAGCUUUAUUGAUGACAGCAAGUGGCAGGACAUCGAUCCAGUCUCGGGGUGGUUUGCUCCCAACUCUAUACAAAUGUCAACUGUAGGCUUAUUCUUCAAGGCAGCCAUGGUUAUUCGUUCCUUCUACACCACCAUGACCUCCGAGUACGGCAUCCCCGAGUGGGGCUGCUACCUCAUCUUUGCUGUACUCACCAUCAUCACAGGCCUCCUCCUCGGGCUGCUGAUUGUAUGCUGUUGUGAUAUACUGUUCCCGCCCAAAUACCAGUCUGUGAGAGUUGUUCAGCAGCACCCUCCCGAGAUGGAAGAUACUCCCGACAGGGAGGACAAGGAUGAUGACAUCCUUGAUGACACAAAGCAAACACAUGAUGAUGAUGAUGAUGAUGAUGAUAAAGAUGAUGAAACUACCACACGGCGGAGACGGGUACAGAAGGCGGAAUGAGAGGCGGCCAUGUUAUGUAUGUCUGUGUCAUGUGUGUGUGGUUUCGGUGACUGAUUAUGGAACGAGUGAUGUAAGCAAGAUUGACAACAUGCAGUGUUUUAUGAAUCAUGAAUGCAUGUGUUCUUUUUUCAGGGCUCUGUUGAUUACAGUUUUGGUUACAGAGUAUGAACAUUUAUGACCAGACCAGAGUCUGUCACAGAAACAAUCUCAGAUCUACAGUUGUCUCCGAAGUCUGUGUUUGACAGUGACAGGAUACUGCUAGUGCUGAGAUUAUUGUAUGUGACACUGACUGGUUGGUUGGUUGUGUAUGAAAAGAUGGACCCUGUUAGUGUAGAAACACUGGCUUCCCAACAACUACUGUCAGGAGCCACAAAUACGAAGGGACAUAACUCUGGUCCUUGUUAUUCUGAAAGUUUGAUCACUGUUCUUUCACUAGGAGUGGUAUCUAGACUAACAGGGUUUACUGUAGGUUAUGAUGGUGUGUGAAUCUUAGACAUUAUAUUUCAAUAAGGAAAAGCGAAAAAGAUGUUUUCUAUUAUUAACGUUUGACAUUCACUGAUCAAAGUCCGAGUAAUCAUCACACAAUCAAAAGUUGCAGUCCAUGACAGGCUAUAGCCAGGGCCAAACAUUCUUGAGACUACUUGUCGACAGUAUGUCAACGGUUGAUCAAGGAUAUAUUAUAUCAUCAAAACUAUAAAAUAUACUUUUAUAUAAAGUAUGCUUGGGAAUCCCUGUAUGCUGUCUAAACGAGUGGUUAAGAGAGUAGGUUUUGAAUGAAUACAUAAUUGCAUGUUUAUCGUGAAAUAUUAUUGUUUUAUCUAUCAUUGAGAUUUUACUGUGUUUCAAAAACUCUUGCCAACAUCAGAGGUACCAUAUUUUCAGUGUCCAGCAUUAACUAUGAGCACCGGGUACUCUAUACUUGUGUUUUAAGUAAAUUUGUCUUUGUCCCGGCAAACAUUCAAUACAGCCAAAACAGCACAGUAGCUUUAAAUGUGGCAAAUGUAACAGUGCAGCUGGUUGGAUAGAUGGUAUGUCUAUGUAGUUGGCAUGGUUACAGGAUACCUGUAGUCCAACAGCACACAAGUAGGAAUCAUCUGGUUCACUCAUACUAGUGAUUUCCAUGUAGUGUAUUUUUAUUAUAAAAUAACUUCUUGUGCUCCUUGGGCCACCAUCUUCAAUGAUCAUCAUUUAAUUCCUUAUAGUCAGAGACUGCUUGGCUGCAAGUGACAAGUUAAUCAGUGAGAGCAACUCUUGAUCAGAUAUUUCACUUAUUACGUCCUGGUUGGGUGCUUGUUAAUCAUGUGAUGUUUUCCAAGAUGAAAGCGUUAAAGCAAGCGUGAAUCAUAAUCCAGAUGACCUUGAACAGUUUUUAAAAAAAUGCCUCAUGGCCAAAAAUAUUGGAUGAAAAUUUAAUAAAUAACUUUGUGUUGCCUAAACAUGAUGUGAUGAGUGAGUGAGUGUGUAUUGCAUGAGCUGCUGUGUAUGAGGUGUUGUGUGAUGUGAGCAUAUCAAGCGUGAGUGAGCCGGGCGUACACUGCUUCAAACAGUUGGAGUGACACCUCUGUUUGUACACAGCGUUCCUCUGUGGCAGGCCCCUGUAUUUGCCUGUACUUCUGCUGGUGAUUUUGGUGUGGUAUUCAACUUGCCUUGGUCACCAUGCUGUUAUCAACACCAAAUCACAGAUAUUCUCUUCAUAAACAAUAUUGUCCUUAAGAACACUUUUAUAUUAUGUUGGGAUAAUCAAUACUUAAUCCAUGGAUGGACAAUGCCUACCCAGGUAACUGUACCAGUAUUGCUUCAAAUGGUGUCAAACCCUAACUCACUCACUCACUUACUCUUACAAGACAUCUGACAAGUGUAUUUAUGUUAACAACAUGACAAUGUGAUGCUUAUGUACCCUUCCCAGUGGAGGCAGUCCAUGAAUCAAGAUGCCAAAUUUUGUCAUGCAGAGUUACUUUCCUUGGCUACACCAGGAUAGUAUGGUCAGAAUGUCAAAUUGAGGCUGAUAUGGAUUGUUUAUUUCAACCAAGUGGUAAACAUGUUUGAUUAGAUGAACAGUCCUCCCUCUUCGACCUGGGACACUAUGCCAUGACUGAAACCCUGGUCAUGGUCACAUUCAACUGCAACAUAUUGCCAGAUGCAGUUCAUGUAAAUAUGUCAAACGUUUUGGUUAUGACUGAAGUUGAUGCUGACCUGUAAGAAAAACCUAAUUUAUGCAGUUCCUUUGAUUUUGUAAUUGCCUGUUCAAGUUGUGAGUUAAAUCUGAUGCACUGAAAUAUUAUUUAUUGAUCAUUAAUAAUGUUUACAUAGCUAAAAUGGAUGGAAUUAUCAUGAAACCGCCCUCCAGUUAUCAGAAAUCAGCGGGCUGCUGCAAAUGGUAAUGACCCCUGAUUCCUUAACGACAGGCCAUUAUCAGUGCUGUUGUCAAAUGACAUCACAGCGGGUGACGUCACAGAAGGCCAAGGCCAUGGCGUGUGCCAAGGUCGAAUGUCACCACGCUCCAUAAUGACGUCAUAAAUUUUGUUCCAUGACCUAACAGAGUUGUUUUAAGAUAACUUCAUUUAUGAUACUGUUUUGUCUUUUUAUAACACAAAUUCCAUCCAUUUUACCUAUAAUAGGGGUAACGCUGUUUUUUAGGGUGAUAUCAUUUACAGAAGCCUAUGGUCUUUUCAACUGCACUCCUUCGUUGUGCAGUUAAUAGAAGACCUUGGGCUUCUGUAAAUGAUUAUGCCAUGAAAAACAGCGUUACCCCUAUAAUAAGUAUAUGUGUUUAUUGCAGACCAUGAUAUCUGAUACUGGAGUCACCACAUUACUUACCACACCUUCCUUUCAGAGUUCCUGUUCGGGGUUUUGUGAUUUUCCUUGUAAUUGUUUAACUGUCAUAUGUAGAUAAAACAUGCACAACAUUUUACAUUUCACCACUUUAAUUAUGAUUUGUCUUUUACAAGAAAUGACUGACAAUAAAUGUUUUAAUCGCCUUAAAACUUA